AUGCCUCCGAGACCAGGCGACACCUCGACCGUGGAACCCAUACCUGGGAGCCGAAACAUUCUCAUCACCAGUGCAUUGCCAUACGUGAACGAUGUACCGCACCUGGGCAACAUCAUCGGCUCCGUGCUCUCCGCAGACGUCUUCGCCCGGUACUGUCGGGCACGCGGCCUGAAUACCCUCUACAUCGGUGGCACGGACGAGUACGGGACAGCCACGGAGAUCAGGGCAUCCCGGGAGGGCUGCACACCCAAGGAGCUUUGCGAUCGGUUCCACAAAAUUCAUGCGGACAUAUACCAGUGGUUCAACAUCAGCUUCGACAAGUUCGGGAGGACCACGACUCAGAAUCAAACGGAUAUUGCGCAACACAUAUUCUCAAGGGUGAAUGACAACGGGUUCUUGGACGAACGGGUGACGAGCAGGCUCUACUGCGAAUCCCGUGGGCGGUUCCUUGCAGAUCGAUACGUUGUUGGCGACUGCCCUCACUGCGGCAAAGACGCCAAAGGUGACGAGUGUGAUGCUUGCGGCUCGUUCGACGAUGCCAUCGAGCUCAAGAACCCUCGGUGCAACUUGGACGCCUGCGGAGCCACACCUGUCACGCGGGACACGAGACAUCUGUUUUUCAGGCUGGACAGGUUGCAGUCACGGGUUCAGGCCUUCUUUGACGACUCUGAAGCAAAGGGCAAAUGGUCAAGUAACGGAAAAGGCCAGACCGUAGGCUGGUUCAAGAAAGGCCUGAAGGAACGCAGCAUCACACGGGACAUUAAGUUUGGGACACCAGUUCCUUCAGACAUACCUGGCUACGAGGACAAGGUUAUAUACAACUGGUUCGACGCCCCGAUUGGAUAUUUGUCCAUCACAGCCGAGUACACAGACAAAUGGCGGAACUGGUGGCAACCGGAGGACCCUGACGACGUCCAGCUCUACCAAUUCAUCGGGAAGGACAAUGUUUUCUUCCACUCCAUUUUCUUCCCGGCCACCCAGAUCGCAACUGGGGAAAACUGGACCAAGUUGCACCACCUGUCCACCACGGAAUACCUACAGUACGAGGGAACCAAGUUCUCCAAGUCAAGGGGAGUUGGUGUGUUCGGCGACCAGGCGAAGAACAGCGGGAUAAAGGCCGACGUAUGGCGGUUCUACCUCCUCUACCAUCGCCCAGAGGACAGUGACACGGAGUGCACGUGGGACGCCUUUAUCGUCGCGAACAACAACAUCCUCACCAAUAAUCUGGGCAACUUCGUCAACCGCGUCAUCAAGUUUGUCAACAAGCCAAGACCCGGAGGCUACGGUGGCGCCGUGCCUGACGGUGAGCGGGUCUGCGAUGCGGAUGGCUCCCUUCGCAAGGGGAAGGAAAAUGUCAACUGCCUCCUCAGCUCGUACCUCCGCCACCUUGAUGCCGUCGAGCUGCGCGCGGCGCUUCUCGCCAUCCUCAAGAUUUCCGAGGCUGGCAACGAAUUGGCUCAAAAGGCAAACAAGCUAUUCAAGAGCGACAAGGAAGAAUGCGGGGCUUUCUUGCACACUUGCCUCAAUGUUAUCCACCUACUCUCUGCUCUUCUGCAGCCCUUCCUGCCGGACACGGCGGAUUCAAUAGCCCGGCAUUUGGGCGUGGAUCCAGUCCUUGCCAUUCCUGACACCUUUGAUUAUGAUUCCAUCCGACCUGGCCACCAGCUCGGUGAGGCCGAACAUCUGUUCACGAAGAUCAACCCCGAGCGGGCUGAAGAUUGGAAGGCGCAGUGCGGUGGGAGCGGAUCGAAAGGACUGACACCAGGGGAAAAGGGCAACAAAAAGAACGGCAAGGACAGCAAGAAAGGAUCUGCAGACUUGGGUGUGUCGAAGAGUAAGGAGAGUGGUGGUGCAAAGGGGCCUGGAGGUGAUCAGGAAGACCAGCCAAAGUCUGAGGCUUCUGUACUCGACAGGAGUGCUGCUGUUGAGGGUGGUCUUACGCAGGCUCUGCGACCAUUGUCUUUUGAAUGA
Molecule: messenger RNA, 1971 nt
Organism: Diaporthe citri
Lineage: Eukaryota; Fungi; Ascomycota; Sordariomycetes; Diaporthales; Diaporthaceae
Exons: 1
Coding region: 1-1971 (656 amino acids)
Biological process (GO): methionyl-tRNA aminoacylation
Cellular component (GO): aminoacyl-tRNA synthetase multienzyme complex; cytosol
Molecular function (GO): ATP binding; methionine-tRNA ligase activity
Source: RefSeq, a predicted model, not a curated record